AUGUUUUUCUUUUAUUCUCUUUUGUUUAUCAGUUCAUUUCUUUGCUUCUUAUUUUUUUUCUCUUCUCUAUCGCUCAUAUCUUUUUAUCUGUUUCUGUUUAAUUAUCAGUUUUCCUUUGGGUCUCUUUCUCUCUUUGUUUUCUUUCUUCUUCGGAUAAAUCAAUUUGUUUUUUUUUUUCUUGCAAACUUUCUUUCUUUUUCCCCUUUUCUCAAUGUUUUUCUUUCUUUCUUUCUUCCUUUCUUUAUUUCUUUCUUUAUAUCUUUCUUUCUUCCAUCCUUUUCUUUCUUUUUCCUAUUUCCAUCUUUCUUUCUUUCUUUCCAUAAUUUUUCUUUGUUUCUUUUUCCUAUGUCAAUCUUUUUCUUUCUUUCUAUCUUUCCUUCUUUCUUUCUAACUUUCUUUCUAUCUUUCUUCAAUUCUAUCUUUUCUUUUUCUUUCUUUCUUUCUAUUUCCAUUUUUUCUUUCUUUUUCCUAAUUCCAUCCUUUUUCUUUUGUUCUUUUUUCUAUCGUUUUUCUUGCUUUUAUUCUUGUUCUUUCUUUUUUCCUUUUCCUAUGUCCAUCCUUUUCUUUCCUUCUUUCUUAAUAUUUCCACCCUUUUUCUUUCUUUUUUCCAUUAUUUUUCGUUCUUUCUUUUAUCAUUUUUCAUUCUUUUUACGCUUUUACCCUUUUCCAUCUUUCUUUCUUUUUUCUUUCUUUCUUUCUUUCUUUCUUUCUUUCUUUCUUUCUUUCUUUCUUUCUUUGUUUUGCACACUCUUAUGUCAACAUUUCUCCAAAUUUUUGCUUUCGAUUCCUUUCUUCAUCUUUUUUUAUUUCACAUUUUAUCUUAAUUUCUCAAGCAACUUUUCAUUUCUUCUAAGUUUUUACAGUCACCAUUUACGAUAUUUUACCUUUUCCUCUUUUUUUUUACUCCUACCACCUCAUGUUUUCACUAUCUCCAUCCCUUUCUGUUGA
Messenger RNA from Acanthosepion pharaonis, 948 nucleotides. NCBI's taxonomy places the organism in Eukaryota, Metazoa, Mollusca, Cephalopoda, Sepiida, Sepiidae. The record is from the annotation of a GenBank genome assembly.